This is a messenger RNA of Tetrahymena thermophila SB210, 771 nucleotides long. RefSeq names its product diphthine-ammonia ligase. Gene Ontology annotation, molecular function: diphthine-ammonia ligase activity. The transcript is spliced from 6 exons. Gene Ontology annotation, biological process: protein histidyl modification to diphthamide. Lineage: Eukaryota; Ciliophora; Oligohymenophorea; Hymenostomatida; Tetrahymenidae. The record is from RefSeq and is a predicted model, not a curated record.
AUGACUGAUUUUGCUCCCAUGAAAUUUAUUGCCCUUGUUUCUGGCGGAAAAGAUAGCAUCUUUAAUAUUCAUAAGUGUGUUGCAUAAGGCCACACUUUGGUUGCAAUUGCAAAUUUAUAUCCAGCAGAAAUUGGAAUGGAAAAAGAUAGCUACAUGUAUCAAUCUGUUGGUACAAAUAUGAUUGAUGCUAUUGGUGAAUGUUUAGGAGUUCCAGUUAUUAGAAAAUAACUUAAAGGAAAGCCUGUUGUCUUAGAUUUGGAAUACACAGGCACUAAUGAAGAAAAGAGUUAAGAUGAAGUUGAAGAUUUAUAUGAGAUUUUGAAAGAAGCUAAAGAAAAGUGGGACUUUAAAGGAGUUUCUUCAGGUGCAAUCGCCUCCACUUAUCAAAAACUAAGAGUUGAAGAUGUCUGCAAGAGAUUAGGGCUAGUUAGUUUAGCUUAUUUAUGGGGAAGAGACUAAUAAGAGUUACUUAAAGAAAUGGUUGAUUAAGGCAUGAACUCUAUUUUAAUAAAAGUUGCCUCAUUUGGUUUAGGAAAAGAUCACUUAGGAUUGUCAUUAAGAGAUAAUUACGACAAGAUUGUAGCAUUAAAUGCCAAAUUCCAUUUGAAUGUUUGUGGUGAAGGUGGAGAGUAUGAAUCUCUAACUUUAGAUUCUCCUCUUUAUAAAAAGAGAAUAAUUAUAAAAGAGUCAGAGGUUCACGUACAUUCAGAAGAUGAAUACGCUCCAGUUUACUAUCUUUUUAUUAAAAGUUAUGAAUUACAAGAUAAAUGA